UGUUAUAAUUUAUUUUUUUUGCAGUUGGCGUCAGAAGGUACUUUUUACUAAAAGACUAAAUUUACCAGAAUCAAAAGCGAUGCCACUUCUGGGUACUUCUUACAGUUUUCUUUACGAAAUAUUUGGAGGUAUUUUGAAUGUCAUAAAUAAAAUGGCAGAAAAGUAUCCAUCGCCAACACAAUUUUAUGUGGCCCAUAAAGUACUAGUUGGAAUAUACGAACCAGAUCAAAUAAAGAUUGUCUUACGCAGUAAAAAUUGUUUAGACAAGAGUAUAAUAUAUAAAUAUGGUGAAUCAUUAUUUGGCACAGGAUUAUUGACAGCUCCUGUAUACAUAUGGACGCGAUCUCGAAGAAUGAUAGCACCAAUCUUUAAUGCAUACAUGUUGAAAAAAUUUUUUAAAGUAUUUGCUAAAAAAGCUUUAAUACUUAAUGAAGAAUUAGAGCAAAUUGCGCAAAAUAACAAUGAAAUUGUCUUUCUUAAAUAUAUAGCAAAAUGUGUUUUAGGAAUUACAUGUGAUACUAUGGACAUUAAGAUGGAAACAGAUAUUCUUCAUCAGUUUAUGAAAGCAAUAAAAAGAUUAAAGGAAAUUGCAAGAUAUCGAUUCUGGAAAAUUUAUUUACAUCCUGACAUUAUAUUUAAUCUCACUGCUAUGGGACGCGAACAGAAAAAGAUUUUAAAUUUUAUGCAAGCUGCUAUCGAUAAGAUGAUACAACAACGGAUAAACCAUUCAAAUACGGUCAAGUACAACGAUGACACUAUCGAUUGUAGCUCUCUCGAUAUGCUGAUAGCAUCAUCUCAUAUUGAAAAAUUUACGAGAAAGGAGAUUUGUGAUAAUAUUAUAACGUUGAUAAUAACUGGUAGUGACUCAAUUACCUUUACAACUCAUCUUGUGAUUUUUAUGUUGGCAAAUUUUCCAAAAAUACAGGAAAAAGUGUAUAAAGAAAUGCUGGAUAUUUACGGUAUGGAAACUCCAAAUACUACUCCAGUGAAGUACGAUGAUAUACAACGUAUGCAUUAUUUGGAUUGCGUUGUUAAGGAAACUUUGAGAAUUUUCCCUACUGUUCCUCUAAUUGGACGGAAAUUAAUGGAAGACUUAAAAAUAGGAAAUCAUAUUUUGCCGAAAGGGACAGAUGUUGUUAUACCAAUUAUACACUUACAUCGAAAUGAAAAAUAUUGGCCAAACCCGUUAACAUUUAAUCCGGAUAGAUUUCUUCCAGACAAAAUAAAGGCAAAUCCCUCAUAUUACUAUAUACCUUUUAGUGAUGGUCCAAGAAAUUGUAUAGGUAUGAACUAUGGGAUGAUUGCUAUAAAAGUUAUUCUAGCUACUUUGGUACGAGCAUUUAUAUUCAAAGUAGAUAAAAGUAUAGAUAUAAAAGAUAUACAGUUAAAUAUAUAUAUAAUAUUAUCUACAAUUAAACCUUUAAAGAUUAAAAUAGAAAAACGGAAUCUACAACAAAAUAGCGUGAAAAUAUGUUAAACGCAAUAUAACAUAUAAAAUAUAUAACAUAAAAUUUUCUGUAUAAUUUUUGUUUUUAUCAGAUAUAUUGAAGCAUAGAGAUUGCAGCCUUAAAAUAGAUUUAUUAUAGCUAAAUUAGAUUGAAAUUGUACAGUUUACAACGGAUUAUAACGAUGUAUAACAAUUUGCUUCAAAUAUGUGAGAUAGAUUCCUUUAUCAAAAACAAAUACAUAACCAUAUAUAUUUAGCUACACAUAUAUAUUUAACU
Pogonomyrmex barbatus (red harvester ant) is the source of this 1724-nucleotide messenger RNA. Its product is annotated as cytochrome P450 4c21-like. The record is from RefSeq and is a predicted model, not a curated record. Gene Ontology annotation, molecular function: heme binding; monooxygenase activity; oxidoreductase activity, acting on paired donors, with incorporation or reduction of molecular oxygen. NCBI's taxonomy places the organism in Eukaryota, Metazoa, Arthropoda, Insecta, Hymenoptera, Formicidae.